Messenger RNA from Cloeon dipterum, 1634 nucleotides. RefSeq lists its product as uncharacterized. The record is from RefSeq and is a predicted model, not a curated record. Bases 159 to 1448 code for a protein of 429 amino acids. The transcript is spliced from 4 exons. Lineage: Eukaryota; Metazoa; Arthropoda; Insecta; Ephemeroptera; Baetidae.
GUUUUGCUUUUUAAAAUGUCGCGCGUCUGCGCUUAGUGAUCGUCACUGUUCAAAAAUUGGGGCGCGCCUGCUGCAAAUUUGGCGAUGACAACUUGUAGAGAUUGACUCAAUUUUUUAAUUAAAAACUCAAGAGUUGUCAGGAAAAUCCAGUGAGAGACAUGGCCAGCCGACCACCAGCGUCCCUUCAAGUGAUCUCAUCUCUCUUCACGGAGGAAGUGCUGCUGCAAAUUGUGCAGAAGGCCGUCAAAGAUGACGAUGCGUCCAUGGAAGAUUUUAAAGUAACCUAUGCAACUGCCCCUGGUGAAGGCUACCUGGGCAUUGUCUACCGAAUCACUGCCGCAGUUCUGACCAAGGGUGAAACCAAGCAGAUAUCGCUCAUUGCUAAGGGCCUGCCCUCGAACCUGGCCAGAAGGAAGACCUGGAAGAUACCGAGUUUUUUCCGCAAUGAAAUUCUAUUCUACGACCACGUACUGCCAAUCAUGCAGGAAUACGAGAUGAGGAAAAGAAAAGCCGGCUGGAGCAAAACUUUCCUGCCGUUCCCUGUGUGCCCGUGGAGCUAUUGCGACGGCGAGCGCGAUUUCAUUGUAAUGCUCGACCUUGGCAUGGACGGAUUCGGUAUUUGCGACCGAACGCAGGGCUUCAACCACUUCCAUUGCGAGGAGGCCCUGAAAAUGCUGGCUCGGUUCCACGCAACCUCGCUCGCCAUGAAAGACCAGGAACCGGAAACAUUCCAAAAAAUGACCAAAGAUUUGGUGGAGCCAUACUACCGGCUUGACUACGAGGACUGGUACAAGGGAUUUUUGAAAAACUUGCAAGAGGUGGCCAUUGACGCUGUGAAAAAAAUUUAUCCAGAUUCGGUAUAUGUGGAAAAAAUGGAAGCAUUUGCCAAUGACGGACAGUACAAAGUAAUGUGCGAGCUGGUCAAACCCGUUAGCCCCUUCAGCGUGCCCAAUCACGGAGAUGCGUGGGGUCCAAACUUUCUGUACCGGUACGACGACGAUAACAGAAGCAGCCCCAGCGACAUUCGACUGCUUGACUUUCAACUGAUGCGACUGGGGUCUCCGGUUCUCGACCUUCUCUUCUUCUUGUAUUCAGUUACAACUGCCAAGGAGAGAGACAACAAUGGUUGGAGCAAUCUUCUCAAAUGCUAUCACACUGCUCUCAGUGACGCCUUGUCUGACUUUGGCUCAGACCCCCAUAAGGUUUUCCCCUAUGACGAAUUUUUGAAGGAAAUUCAGACGCUUGGGAAGUACGGUUUGGGCAUGGGAAUUGAAAGUGUUCCGUUGUCAAUGGUCGAGUCGGAGAACGUGAACGACCUGGAUGCCAUUGAAGGAACUGAGGAGGUACCAUUGCAUAAUUACUGGAAGGUCGAUUUCAUCCAGCAUGAAGCUGGAUUGAGAAGGGUCGCUGACCUUGUCAAGUUUACUGUUGAUCAGAGAUUUAUUUAACUAUACAAUCAAACUCUCUUCAUAAAUGUUUGUUCCUUUGAAUCCUUGAUUGAAAAUAGUUGUGAUAUUGUUAUUUGGUCAAACCAAAUGCAUUUCAGAUUUAAAAAUUUAUUCUCAAAUUAAGUUGUUUUACAUUUGCUAUGCAGAGCAUAUACAUUCAUUAAUAAAAAUAGUUAUUCCAUCAAA